This is a messenger RNA of Salvia hispanica, 732 nucleotides long. Lineage: Eukaryota; Viridiplantae; Streptophyta; Magnoliopsida; Lamiales; Lamiaceae. The record is from RefSeq and is a predicted model, not a curated record.
AUGAGGAUGCACGAGAUGGUGCACGGCUUCCCUGGAAUGCUAGGGAGCAUCGACUGUAUGCACUGGCAGUGGAAGAAUUGUCCGACGGCGUGGAGAGGCCAAUUUACUAGUGGAUACAAGGGCAGCCACCCGACGAUGAUCCUCAAAGCCGUCGCUGACCAUCGGCUCUGGAUCUGGCAUGCUUACUUCGGUGUAGCCGGGUCGAACAACGACAUCAACGUCCUCAACUCGUCCAACCUCUUCGCCGAUCAAUGCAGGGGUCGUGGCCCGGCCAUCGAGUUCACUGCCAACGGACGCCAAUAUCAUAUGGGGUACUACUUGGCCGAUGGCAUAUACCCAAGGUGGCCUGUUUUUGUGAAGACGAUCAGCUACCCAAUGGGUGACAGGAGAGUGUUAUUUGCGGCAAAGCAGGAGGCUGCGCGGAAGGAUGUGGAGCGGGCUUUUGGUGUGCUCCAAUCGCGGUGGGCAAUAGUGAAAGGUUCGGCGCGUUUGUGGUUCAAGGAAGUCAUCGCCGAUGUCAUGUAUGCGUGCAUCAUCUUGCAUAACAUGAUAGUCGAACAAGAAGCUGGACAUGUCACCGAUUGGGCCGAUGAUGAAGGUGGAUCUAGCUCCAGCACGGCGACCCCGCCUGUCGCUCGAGGAUUACUGAUGGGCUUCAGUGAGGUUCUAGCUAGACAGACCUCAAUGCGCAGCCAACAAGACCAUGCUCACGCUCAUGAACGACAUGAUUGA